GCUUCCGUCUAUAAAGCCUUUGGCGUCACUAUACGUAAUAUCAGAUCAAAUAUUGCCCGGUUUAACGUUGACAAGGUUAAAAGCAAACAAAAUUGAAAGGAAAACAAAAUUUGACAUUCAAAAAAAAGAAAAAAAAAGGAAGUUUGAAAUAAUAUGAUUACAAUAAGAAAAUCAAUCGUCCUACCACUUUUAGCAGUAAUGCUAAUUGUAUUUUUACAAACAAUACAAGGAAUUCCUCAUAAUUCAGAAAUAAGGAUUACGUACGAAGGUUCAUCAUCUAAUAGUAGUGAAUCAAGUGAGUCAAGUGAAUCAAGUGACUCAGAUGAAUCAGAUGAAUCAAUUGAAUCAAAAAAUCAAGAUGGUAGUGAUGAUGAAUUAUCCUCGGAAUUAUCCGAAAGAAUCUUUAGUGGUGGUCGAGAUGAAACAUUGGCAAGAGUAGAACCUGAUGACGUUAUGUAUUAUUCAUAAGAAUAUGACAAAUUUCAAUAUUUUCUCUAAAUAUAAAAUAUAACAGAAAAUUGCAUUUCAACUUGAUUUUGAGACAAAAACAAAAUGUAACGAAAACGCAUGAAGUUAUAAAGAAAUUCUGUAGUUAUAUAUGUAUUAAAAAAUUUGUGCAAUAAAUAUAUUAACACUAA
Messenger RNA from Leptopilina boulardi, 638 nucleotides. RefSeq lists its product as uncharacterized. Lineage: Eukaryota; Metazoa; Arthropoda; Insecta; Hymenoptera; Figitidae. The coding region runs from base 154 to 468 and encodes 104 amino acids. The transcript is spliced from 4 exons. The record is from RefSeq and is a predicted model, not a curated record.